AACAACCACGACCUUGCUCUUGCUCGGGAGGUUUUGUUAUUGGAACCUUUUCGUCUAAAGGCGAGGACAGUUGAAAGAGGAAAAGUGUGGCAAACAAUAGCAGACAACCUGAAUUCGCACGCUACAUUGAGGUUUCUUGUCACAAAGAAAUCGGUGAGGGAGCAUCUUAAGCUUUUACUGGACAAGUAUCGCGCAAGAAUGCAGAAGGAACGGAGAGAUAGUUGAGUGGAAGUAG
This is a messenger RNA of Porites evermanni, 235 nucleotides long. The record is from the annotation of a GenBank genome assembly. Lineage: Eukaryota; Metazoa; Cnidaria; Anthozoa; Scleractinia; Poritidae.